UUUAAUAUUCAGGUCACAUGACGAUGGCAGCAGGAGCAGCACCAGCAUCCCCUCUCCGCUGAAAUAGCCACUGGAGAAGGAGGGGAAGGAGAGGUGGGGAGAAGAGGAUACAGGGAAGAAAGAGGGAGGUAAAAGCGGCGCCUCGUAGCCCACCGUGCCGUGCCAGCGUCAGGCUAGGAAAGUAAGGGGAAACCCACCCCCUUGGGCGAGGAUUCGGAGACAAAGGAAGCUUCAUGUUCAAAGGACCAGUGGAGAACAAAAACGAAGCAGCCAUGUCUGAGCUGGUCCCAGAGCCACGACAAAAACCAGUUGUACCAAUGAAACCCAUGGGCAUUAACGCCAACUUGCUGGGCUACAUCGGUAUAGACACCAUCAUUGAGCAGAUGCGUAAGAAAACAAUGAAGACAGGUUUUGACUUCAACAUCAUGGUUGUAGGUCAGAGUGGACUGGGAAAAUCUACAUUGGUGAACACCCUCUUCAAAUCCCAGGUGAGCCGCAAAUCUUCAGGAUGGAACCGGGAGGAGAAGAUCCCCAAGACAGUGGAGAUCAAAGCCAUUGGGCAUGUCAUUGAAGAAGGCGGUGUCAAAAUGAAGCUGACAGUGAUUGACACACCAGGAUUUGGGGACCAGAUCAACAACGAGAACUGCUGGGAGCCUAUUGAGAAAUACAUCAAUGAGCAAUAUGAAAAAUUUCUGAAAGAGGAGGUGAAUAUUGCAAGGAAGAAACGAAUUCCAGACACGCGAGUGCACUGCUGCCUCUACUUCAUCUCCCCCACAGGCCACUCCCUGCGGCCUUUGGACCUGGAGUUUAUGAAACAUCUCAGCAAAGUAGUGAACAUCAUCCCAGUUAUUGCCAAGGCUGACACCAUGACCUUGGAGGAAAAGACUGAGUUCAAACAAAGAGUACGCAAAGAGCUAGAAGUAAAUGGGAUCGAGUUUUACCCCCAGAAAGAGUUUGAUGAGGACUUGGAGGAUAAAACAGAGAACGACAAAAUCAGGCAGGAAAGCAUGCCCUUUGCAGUAGUGGGCAGCGACAAGGAAUACCAAGUGAAUGGCAAAAGAGUCCUGGGCAGGAAAACACCUUGGGGAAUCAUUGAAGUGGAAAACCUGACUCACUGUGAAUUUGCCCUACUUCGAGAUUUUGUCAUCAGGACCCACCUUCAGGACCUGAAAGAAGUGACCCACAACAUCCACUAUGAGACCUACAGGGCCAAGCGGCUGAAUGACAACGGAGGGCUGCCCCCCAUGACUGUCGAGACAGAGGAAAACCAUGAAAGUAACCUGUGAAUGACACACACACGCAUCCCCACUGUCACUCAGUGUCUCUGGAUAUGACAACCCACCCCUGCUACCCUUGAGUCUACCAUGGACCCAUCUUGAAACAUGUGGUGCAUCCUCCAUGUGUGUGAGAGGAUGCGAGUGUGAGUGUGUGUGCGUGCCUACCUAUGUGCCAGAGAGUGACCCAAGGUGAGGUCUCCCUGUCCUCCCCAGAGUGUCCUCAUCCUCAGUUUGUUUUUUGCAUAGCGGACUGUCCGUCAUGUUCCUUUCUCUCGUUUCUGUGUCUCAGCUCUCUGUCUUGUCUGGGGGGAAUAGGGAUGGGGGGGAAGGAUUUCUAGGAGCAGGAGAGGUUUGGAGGUGGGAGGUGGUGGGUCAUGCUGUGGUCCUGUUUUAAUCACUUGGAGACAUGGCAAGGAGAGACUCCAGGAGAGAUGGUGGAGCCAGUGCUCGCAGUGUCUUCAAGUGAGGGCACCAGAGAUUUCUCUUGGCUCAGUGCAUGGGAAGGCAGCUGGUUGGGCUGAGGGCAUGGUAGCCCAGCUUUUUAAGCCCAUUUCUUGCUGUGGCUUCCCAAGGGGAAAUGGCAGCUUGGAAGUGGAUGAGAGAAGUGACAGACUGACACAUUUUGUGGUUCAGAGGAAGUGACCAGUGGGAGGAGACAGAAUUAGUUCUUGGGCUGUAGCAUCCAUUGAGAAGCAUCAAAAUGCUUGAGGAAAAUAGCUGUAUUUGAAAAAAAAAAAAAAGAGAAAAGCAAAACCCAGAGAAAAAGAACAUGUUUCUGCUGCAGAGGCUGCAUUUGCCCUGCUCAGUGCUAAGAUCCAAAGCCGUGCUUGUGUCACAGGCUCCUGAUCCUGUACAGAUGAGGCCAAGCUGUCCUGCAGUCACUCCAUCUCAUCGCCCAUUGCAGCAGUCUCUCUCCACCAGUACUGAGCCAGUUCUGGACGAGCCUUCCCCCCACAGCACAGCCCCUGUGCUGUGGGAGCACAGGGAAGACAGUGCCAUGAGGGGGUCUCUGUUGGGAGCUUCCCAGGGGCAGCCCUGCUCAGCACAGGGCCUUCAGGAUCUUGAAGGAGUACAAAGAGCCAUGGAUUGAGAAGCACUGGGUCUCUACUGAUGAUGGGAACAAAAGAGAUAUCUCCUCUUCCCUUGCUGAAAUGUCUGCCUUUGCUACUCCAGCAGUCUCAGCUUGUGCUGCUCCUCCACCCUCUUACUGCCCUCCCAGCUUCCAUGGCCCCUUUUCCUGUGCUUUUGUUGUUCUUCCCUUUUAGCCCUCCAUAUCUUGCUUCCUUCUUUCUCUAUCUCACCUUCUCUGCUCUUGACCCUUUCUGUCUCUCCUUCAUCUCUCCGAGCACUUGAACCUUCCUCUUCUACAGACUGCUUUCUCCCCCUUCAUCUCCCAAUCUCUCACAACUCCUCAUCGAUGUGUCCUUUCGAAAAGCUCUCAUUUUACCUUCCCCUGGAGGGAAGGUAAAGACCCAGGAGCAGAAAGAGGCACAACUUUACCGAAGCUA
Molecule: messenger RNA, 2785 nt
Organism: Pezoporus flaviventris
Lineage: Eukaryota; Metazoa; Chordata; Aves; Psittaciformes; Psittacidae
Gene: SEPTIN3
Product: septin 3
Exons: 10
Coding region: 234-1286 (350 amino acids)
Biological process (GO): cytoskeleton-dependent cytokinesis
Cellular component (GO): septin ring; cell division site; septin complex
Molecular function (GO): GTP binding; GTPase activity; molecular adaptor activity
Source: RefSeq, a predicted model, not a curated record